ACAGCAAAAGGUCAGAAUUCUAACUCGCAUACUCAUCGCCAUUUCAUAUUAAUAAGUCACUCUUCACCGUCUAUCCCAUAAUCUACACGAGAUUGAUAUCUCGUGAUUCAUACAACACAUAUGGCUGCCGCUAAGAAGACGUUCAUCGUCGAGCAUCUCGACCCAGAGCUCGGCCCUUGGUCAGAGCUGGAGUACAAGACAAUUGCUGCUGAAUCCAAGACUACAAACUGCUCCUUCAUCCUCUCCAGUUUACCAGACGAAUUUAAGGUCCCCCAAGCCCUUCAGGAUAACGAUGCCUUCACAGCUGAGAAGCGUGGCGUAGAGGAAUUGUACGCCGCUAACAAGAGCCGUGUGUGCUUGCUCGACCCCGCGGCUGCCAAGGACCUCGCUCCUGAGGACGGUGAUUCCUUUGAUGCCUUUUUGUUUGGAGGAAUUCUAGGCGAUGACCCCCCAAGAGACCGCACCUCUGAACUAAGAAAAAAGGGAUUCGAAGGAAGAAGACUUGGUCCGAAGCAAAUGACUACUGAUACAGCUGUCCGCGUUACCAGGAUGGUUGUGCAGGAAAAGAUCGCCCUCACCGAUGUCCCGUACCUUGACUACCCUGAACUCAAGUUCAACAAGCAUGAGAGCACGCAGAUGCCCUUCCGUUAUGUUAAGGGUGCUGAUGAUCAGCCCAUCAUGCCAGAGGUAAAUUUCAAGAGUGCUUUAUUCUCCCACACUCGAAACUCGCUAACAUACAUACAGGGCAUGUUUGAACUGAUUAAGCAGGAUGCCGAUAAAGGCGUCAAUGACCUAGUUUAGGCAAACUGAUACCAUUCAUUUAACUUUUUCUGCAUCACUUGUCAUGCGCCCAAUUUGUGACCACGUCAUGCAGCUGGAGCGUAUCAAACAUUCUCGUACCACUUUUAGCAUGUCGACUAUCCGCCAUGCCUGCGCCUCGUCCCAUGGAUAUAUAGCAGUGGUCCGGACGGAAAGCCACAUCUUGCAUCACUAGUCGACUGAUAUCCGGUAUGUAUGUACCCAGUGUGGUUGUUUGCCUGACGCGGCCUAGUCCCAAAACUAGACCGGCUGCCUCACCCCAUUGAUUGUUGGUGGCUGCAUGAGCCAAUGGGCAUUGUUGUCUAUCACCAGUGGGUUACACAAAGGACCGGUGGUCGGAAUGUUUUCGUCCCUCCUUUAAACUGUUGUCUCCCUGCAAGUGUGACCUUGGCGAGGGUGUUUACAGGUGAGUCUGGAGACGGGGACAGGGAUGGGAUGCCACUCAUCCCGUUUGCUCUAAGGGUGUGUUGAUAACACAUUUCAUUAACGGCGGUGAUCCCAUUCGUUGUUCGUUCUAAGCGAUGCGCCAAUCCCCCACUCACUACAAAAUUGUUUGCUAAGCCGUCUCGUCGGUGUUUAAGCGAAGUCAAGCGGACGAAAUGGGGCGCUUUGUACCCAAUCAAUGCCGUCGCUACGAGCCUGAUUUGCAUCAUAGAGAGCGCAGCAAAAAAAAAGCGUAAGCAUUUAAUAAUCAGCCACAUAUAUCAGACGACGCAUCUCGCUAGCAGAAUCGCCCUUUUAGGGUUGCAAAAGGUUCAAUAUUGGUUAAUUUAUACAUUGGGGCUGUUACGUAACGAU
[Torrubiella] hemipterigena is the source of this 1617-nucleotide messenger RNA. NCBI's taxonomy places the organism in Eukaryota, Fungi, Ascomycota, Sordariomycetes, Hypocreales, Clavicipitaceae. The record is from the annotation of a GenBank genome assembly.